Sceloporus undulatus (fence lizard) is the source of this 442-nucleotide messenger RNA. RefSeq names its product NADH:ubiquinone oxidoreductase subunit A3 (gene NDUFA3). The record is from RefSeq and is a predicted model, not a curated record. Lineage: Eukaryota; Metazoa; Chordata; Lepidosauria; Squamata; Phrynosomatidae. The transcript is spliced from 4 exons. Bases 70 to 330 code for a protein of 86 amino acids. Gene Ontology annotation, cellular component: mitochondrial inner membrane.
UGGCUGCGAGAGGAACCAUAAAACUACAGUUCCCAGAAUGCGCUGCGUUCCUUUCCUUUGGAUUGCAAGAUGGCGGCGCUGGGCCAAAUUGGUGCGUUUCUGAAAAAUGCAUGGGCAAAGGAGCCUGUGAUUGUGGUAUCUUGCGGCAUUGGUAUUUUAGGUAUGACACUACCCUGGAUCAGCCCUUACACAAAAUACAGUGGCAUGGCCAACCGAGCUGUACCAUAUGUGUAUCCAGUUCCAGUUCGAGAUGAUGGCAACAUGCCAGAUAUUCCCUCUCACCCCUGUGAUAAGGAAGGUCCAAGCCUCGAAUGGCUGAAGAAGCUCUGAGAAUGAAGAGCACAACAAGCUACCACUGAAGGCACUCUGCACGCCACACUGCAAUCCACCCUUUCUUGUAUAUGUACUUUGAGGAUGUAAUAAAUGUGUUGCUAAGUUAAAA